Molecule: messenger RNA, 989 nt
Organism: Microcebus murinus (gray mouse lemur)
Lineage: Eukaryota; Metazoa; Chordata; Mammalia; Primates; Cheirogaleidae
Source: RefSeq, a predicted model, not a curated record
AUGAGCUCGGCGGGCCUCUUAAGGUCCGCGGGGCAGUUCGUCGCGGGCGCUAUGAGCUCGGCGGGCGCGCGGAGGGCCCUGUGCGGGGUGGCGCUGCUCUGCGCGCUGGGCCUGGGCCAGCCCCCCACCGGGGGCCCCAGCUGCGGCGCCGGCCGCCUCCUGCGCGGGGCCGGGACAGACAGGCGCUGCUGCCGCUCCUGCACCUCGGGCCAGCAGGGCUGCUCUGAGUGGGACUGCACGUGUGUCCAGCCCGAAUUCCACUGCGGAGACCCUCAGUGCAAGACCUGCAAGCACCACCCCUGCCCACCGGGCCAGAGGGCGCAGCCCCACGGGAAAUUCAUUUUGGGCUUCCAGUGUGUUGACUGUGACGCGGGGACUUUCUCCGAGGGCCGAGAGGGCCGCUGCAGGCCGUGGGCUGACUGCUCCCAGUUUGGGUUCCUCACCACGUUCCCUGGGAACAAGACCCACAACGCCGUGUGCACCCCGGAGCUGCUGCCCGCAGAGCCUCGCGCCCCGCUGGCCCUGGUGCUGCUUGCUGUGGCCACCUGCAUCCUCGUCCUGACCAUGGCCCAGCUCGGGCUGCAAGUCUGUCAGCUGAGAAGGGAGCACGCGUGGCCCCGAGAGACCCAGCUGCUCCUGGAGGCGCCACCGCCGGCAGAGGAUGCCUGCAGCUGCCAGUUCCCUGAGGAGGAGCGGGGAGAGCAGCUGGCAGAGGACAAGGGCCAGCCGGGAGACCUGUGGGUGUGAGCCUGGCCGUCCUCACGGUCUCCAGCAGCCGGAGCCUGAGCCGGACCCUCUCCGGGAGCUCACCUAGGCUGAGCCUGGGAGCAGGAGUUCCGUGUCCUGCUCUGGGCCUGGCCCUGCUCCCCUGACGGCAGAAGUGGGUGCAGGACGGAGACUGGGACAAGCCCCCAGACCAUGCAGAAGGGCAGCGGCCGUGGCUGGGCCCUGCAGGAGGGACAGAUGCAGCCGUGGUUGCCUCCCCCCAU